GUGCCAUUCAAUAAAUUAUAUAGUGUAAAUUAUUAUAUUCAAUUUUUUUACGAUGCCUAGAUCGCCUAGAUCAUCAAGAUCAUCAUAUCAUCAAAGUAGCAAACGAUCUCGAUAUUCUUCAGAUUCAGAUGACUAUCGCCGUAAACAUAGAGCUUCUGAUGUAAAAAAGCAUAAAAAACAAUCGAAACAUUAUAGAUAUAAAGAUAAAAGCCGAGGAAGAGGAAAAAAAUCAGAAUCAAGUGAUUACUCAGAUAGUUCUUCUAAUAGUAGUCUAAAAAAUGCUAAACAAUCAAAGGUCAAAAAAGAAAUCAAACCUAUUAAGACUAAAGAGGAAAUUAAAAAGGAGAGGGAAAACGCGAAGCUGGAAGCGGAAAUGAAAAAACGUAGAGACAGGAUAGAAAAAUGGAGGCAGGAAAAGAAAAAACAAUCGCAAGAGGGCCUGGCUGAUAAUUCGCUGGAAGUUCAACCGGAUGACCUGGCUUCUAAAAGCACUUGGACCCUGGAAGACGACGAAGACGACGUCACGGAAAACGACGCCGAAAUGAAGGGAGAAGAAAAUGGCGAAGAAGCGGGAAAAGUGAUUAACGGAGAGUCUGACGCAAAUGAAGAGUCAGUUAAACCUGUGGCGGUGGUCAUGGAAACGAAUACGAUACAGCUAUUGGAGGAGAAGGAAGAGAUCGAGGUUGACCCCUUGGAUGCUUUUAUGGUGGGAAUCAAAGAAGAGGUCAAAAAAAUCAAACAAGCCGACAGAGCCAAAAUCAUUUCCCAAAAAACUGUCAUUCCUUCACCUAUCAAUCCCGCCAUUCUACCCAUCGAUCAGACAGAAUUCGAUAUCCCUUUACAAAUAGAGAAGCCAAUACCUGUAAUUAGACAACCCAUUCCCAAGUCUGUCAGGGGAGAAUUGAUGGAACAAGGAGAAGAUCUUUUGGAAUAUUCGUCUGAAGAGGAAGAGAUGAAUUACCACGAGAUGACGGCCAUGCUGAAUAGCAACUCUAACCAAAGCAAAUUAGACAAGUUCAUCACAUCUAUGGACAAAACAUACGUAGAAUACGAACCUUUCCAAAAAGAUUUUUACAAGGAAGUCCCAGAAAUUACCAAUAUGACUCCACAAGAGGUCGCCGAAUACCGAACUAAGCUAGAGGACAUCCAAGUCAGAGGCAAAAAUUGUCCCAGACCGAUUAAAACAUGGGCGCAAGCCGGUCUUUCAGUUCGAAUAAUAGACAUACUCAAAAAGUUGAACAUGACGACUCCCACUCCGAUUCAAACCCAAGCCUUACCCGCUAUAAUGAGUGGGCGGGACGUUAUAGCCAUAGCUAAAACUGGUAGCGGUAAAACUUUAGCCUUUCUCUUACCCCUUUUUAGGCAUAUAGCUCACCAAGAAUUACCGGGGGAAAACGAGGGACCUAUAGCUUUGAUAAUGACGCCGACCCGUGAAUUAGCCACUCAAAUUUAUAAGGAUGCCAGGAAAUUCGUCUCCAGAAUCAGCAAUCUGGGAGAAGUGGUUUGCAUAUAUGGCGGAGCGGGAAUCAGUGAACAAAUAGCCUCCCUGAAAAGGAGUCCAAGCAUCGUUGUUGCAACACCAGGGAGGAUGAUCGAUAUGCUCGCCUCUAACAGCGGUAAAGUUACAAAUCUCAAACGGAUAACUUAUUGCGUACUAGACGAAGCUGAUCGAAUGUUUGACAUGGGUUUCGAGCCACAAGUUAUGCGUAUAAUUGAAUUGGUCAGACCCGACCGACAGACCGUGCUACUUAGCGCCACUUUUCCCCGGCAGAUGGAAGCCCUGGCCCGUAGAAUACUGAAGAAGCCUAUCGAAAUUCAAGUGGGUAGUCGUUCCGUCGUUACCGACACCGUUCAACAAAACAUACUCGUCAUGGAGAACGAUCAACAAAAAUACCUCAAACUCCUCGAAAUUUUAGGGCACUUUUACGGGGAUCGCCCACCCGCUCGCAACCAAACAUCCGAAAAUGCCGCCAAUCCGCUCAGCAUAACCCGCUUCUUGAAAUCGGAUAAGACCGAGCAUACCGUAAGCGAUCGAAACAUGCAGCUGGCGAUUAUUCCCGGUAACCAGAUAAGCCAAUGGCGGGAGCCCAGUAAGAUUUUAGUGUUCGUGGAGAAGCAGGAGAGGGCCGACGAAUUGCUCAAAAAUCUCAUAACUACGGCCGGUUAUUCUUGCCUCGCGCUCCACGGCGGACUUGAUCAGGCUGACAGGGACAGCGUUAUAAGCGAUUUCAAGGCGGGGCACGUGAAGAUACUGAUAGCCACUUCGAUAGCCGCUCGAGGAUUGGACGUCAAAAAUUUGGACGUGGUAGUAAAUUUCGAUUGCCCUAACCAUUACGAAGAUUACGUGCAUAGAUGCGGGAGAACGGGUCGGGCUGGCAAUAAAGGUUUUUCUUACACCUUUGUCACGGCUCAACAAGGCAAAAUGUCGGGGGAACUGAUCAAAGCCCUGGAGUUGGCUAAAACACCCGUUCCGGAAGCGUUGAUCAAGCUUUGGGAGAGUUACAAAGAGGAGCGGAAAGCGGCCGGUCACGAGGUCAAAGAGAGCUCAGGGGGAGACACCGUUUCGUCGACUGGGUUCGGUGGUCGCGGCUUUAAAUUCGACCGCACAGAGGAAAGGUUGGUCAAGGACGUCAAAAAACAGAUGAACCCGGAGGAGGAAGAUGAGUCGAAUCCUUCUCAGACCUUACCCGCUAACGUGGACCAUGCCCUGGAUCUAGUGUUCAAGGGGGAAUCGUCUAAAUCGCUCCUGUCACUCGACCCCUCAACUCGUCAAUCAACGAUUGCGGUCAACCAAGCGUACGACGGUGAUAGUUCUACCCCGUCGAAUCCCAAACUCGAGGCCGCCAAAGCCGCCGCCUCUAAGUUAGUACUAGGCGGAGCAGGGGGCGGACCGGAUUAUGUGCAAAGAGCCACGGAGGCGUUCAUGAAAGGAAAAGUGCAAGCCGAACCCAUAGAUUACGAGAAAAAACGUAAUAUGGCCGAACUUCUGGCUGAAAAACUUAACGCCAAAUUGAAUUAUUUGCCUUCCUCUUCCUCCUCCGAUGGCUUCCUGCUUCCUUCCUUGUUCAAUAAUCAAGGGGAUAACGUGGGCCUCCAAAUAACGGGGAGUUCCCUGGACCAGAAUGCCAAUAUACCCCACCUCAGUAAGUACGAAGAGGAGAUCGAAAUCAAUGAUCUGCCUCAGCAAUGCAGGUGGAAAAUCACUUCCAGGGACACUGUAAAUUACAUCAGCGAAUUUGCCGACGUGGGUAUAACUGUCAAAGGACAAUACGUGCACCCAACAACUAAUGUCAGCAAAAAAGGCAAGAAAUCCAAAGAUAAAAAAACCGUUAUAACGACCACCGGGACCGUUUUGGAAGUUCCCCCACCUCGCAAGCUUUACUUGGCUAUCGAGUCUAGCACUCCUUUCGGUGUUCAAUCCGCCAAGGCCGAAAUCAAGAGGUUCAUUAAAGAGGAAAUGGUCAAGAUGCAAACGAGUAUGACACAUUUAAACAAAGGCGGCAGAUACAAAUUAUUCUAAGGAACAGAAAAAAUUUCGCCAAGGAACGAUACAUAUUAUUUAUUUUUUUAAAAAAUUACUUUUCUCAUUUUAGGAAUUGGAUGAUUUGUUUAAGGAUUUUUAUAAUUUUUGUAAUUACAUAUUUAUAUGGUUAUAAAUGUUGUAUUGCACUUUAUUCUGAUAUUGUAAUAUAUG
Molecule: messenger RNA, 3694 nt
Organism: Gordionus sp. m RMFG-2023
Lineage: Eukaryota; Metazoa; Nematomorpha; Gordioida; Chordodea; Parachordodidae
Product: probable ATP-dependent RNA helicase DDX46
Exons: 23
Coding region: 53-3520 (1155 amino acids)
Biological process (GO): mRNA splicing, via spliceosome
Cellular component (GO): nucleus
Molecular function (GO): nucleic acid binding; ATP binding; RNA helicase activity
Source: RefSeq, a predicted model, not a curated record